Messenger RNA from Gossypium arboreum, 2346 nucleotides. RefSeq lists its product as uncharacterized. NCBI's taxonomy places the organism in Eukaryota, Viridiplantae, Streptophyta, Magnoliopsida, Malvales, Malvaceae. Bases 195 to 1382 code for a protein of 395 amino acids. The transcript has 6 exons. Gene Ontology annotation, molecular function: DNA binding. The record is from RefSeq and is a predicted model, not a curated record.
AAUCUAAGAUGAUGAUAAAACGACUCGAGAAAAGCAAUCCAUAACGUCUGGUUAUUAUUCAUCUGCAUUUUUGUCCCUCCCAAACUCUACACUGAAGUCUGAAAGCACAUUUCUUUAUUAAAAUCCAAAACCCAUUUCAUAAAAUCCGAUAACAUUGCUCACCAUCUUGAUUCUGACAAGUUGAUCCAUCUGAGAUGUCAUUUUUUCACUUGAGAUUGUCUGCUCGACAUCCACAUUCAAGCAAGGUUCAAGACACCCUUUUGUGGCCUAUUUCCUCCGUGGUGGAUUAUAUGCAUCGUCAACCAAAUAUGUUGCUCUCAAAUUACCAUCAAUUUUUUGUGAAGAAAGUAUUUUCCUCUUAUUCCUGUAGAUGUUCAUUGAGCCUUCAGCCUGUUAGAGCUUUGCAAAGUUCCAUGGGUGCAGAGGAAGGAUUCAUGUUUUGCAACAGUUGUUGGUCAGAAGAUAGUAUAAAAUCAAAACAGAUGCAAAACUUGAGUGAGGAGGCUCAUGUAUAUGAUUGUUAUAGCUCUCAGGAAUUUUCCAAUGAUGAAGACUACAAGGAAGAGCAAAGGAGGAGGAAGAUAGGACUGGCAAAUAAAGGGAGGGUUCCAUGGAACAAAGGCCGGAAGCAUAGUGCUGAGACACGUUUACGAAUCAAACAAAGAACAAUAGAAGCCUUGAAUGAUCCCCAGGUUAGGAAGAAGAUGGCUGAACAUCCCCGCACUCAUAGUGAGGAAAGCAAGGCAAGAAUUGGGUCUUCAGUGAAGCGUGCUUGGGGCAAGCGUUUGAAAUGGAAACGGUUAGGGGAGAGAUUCUUUCUAUCAUGGAUGAAAAGUAUAGCUGAAGCUUCUAGGAAAGGAGGGAGUGACCAAGUGGAACUAGAAUGGGAUAGCUAUGACAAGAUAAAACAAGAAAUAGUUCUUGAACAGCUACAGUGGGCUGCAGAGAAGGCCAAGGGAAAAGAGAUAGCCAAGGUAAGAGCGGAAAAAGCAAGAGCAGAAAGGAUAGCAAGGAUUGUUCAAAAGAGAAAAGAGCUGGAAGAGAAAGAGAAAGCAAGAGAACUGAAGAGAACGAUGAAAGAAAAAGCAAGGCAAGAUGAGAGUGUGGCAGACUCCCAAGGAAUGAAACUCAAGCAGAGAUUACAAAUGAUCCGCAAGAAGAAAUCCAUAAGCAGUCAAUUCAGUAUUAAUGGAGACACAUCUCAUAUCCCAGCUCUGGAGAAAUUAAAUAUAGAGCUUAUAAAGAAACAGAAAAUGCAGAGUGAAGUUUCACUUGCAGAGCAGAUCAAAGCAGCCAAAAGCAGAAGAGCAGAACCAAUUUCUGCAAAUAUUCUGGCAGUCUCAUCAUCCUUUGUUUCAUAUAAUGCAAGACUAAAAGAGUAAGCUCCAAAGAUGUUUGUUCCUGUAAACAAAAUCAAAGCAUGGUAUGUCAGGCAGAAGGUGAUUUUCCCUUUACUAGCUUCUAUUACUCCUUUCACUGAUAAGUUUAAUCAAUGGUUUCAUUAUCACAUUUGCAGAGGAAGUGACUCUAAUCCAUGAAGAAAAUUUUGAUCAAAGUGAUCAUUGACUUGCUUUGUUCCUGCUCUUGCUUUCAUAUUUUACCAGUUAUGUUCGGUCUGUUACUUUUCUGCUCUCCUCACAAGGUAGCCUAGUGGAUGCCUUUGCACUUGGAGCUUUUGCCUCUCAUCCGAUUACCAUAUUCAGAUUCAAACCGGAGCAAUCCCUGAUGUCUUCUUUUUUUUUGGAGAUAUGAAGUUUUGUGUUGCUUCCACAUGAUACUAUGAAACUAGUAUGUAUAUCUAAACUCACAGUAAAUCCUGUUAGGUAUUCUUCAAUACGGUUCUACUCUUUUGUGAUGUCAUUACACAGUAGUUUACAAACACAUUCCAUUGAUUUGUAUCAUUUUUGUUAUCAAAUGGUAUGUUACGAUUUCUGAUUUAUGCCCAAGUUUUACACAGUUAUCAUAUCUACAAAUAUUGAAGAAAUCUGAAAAACUAUUGGGAUUCAAGGAAUACUUCCAAACAUCAUAUUGUAAGAUGCAUGCCCUCUUCUCGGUGCAAACAAGUCAUUGCAAACUUGGCAAGGUAAUAGAAGAUUUUGAAUGCUCCGUCUCAAGCCAAUUUCACAUUUCCGCGGUCAAAGCUGAAGAUGAGAUCUCCAUAAAAGAAAACGGGAUGUUUUUAAUUUCCUAGACCCUAUAGCUUUUUAUUAUUUUAUUAUUAUUAUUAUUAUUAUCAAACUAAGGUUCCAUACUAAGUCCGUAGGCAUCAAAUUUCAACAGAGCCUCAAUACAAGCUGGGGUUCCCUACAAAUACACAAAAGAUCCCUACUAUGAAAGGUGUUAGAA